Messenger RNA from Trematosphaeria pertusa, 1605 nucleotides. Its product is annotated as cytochrome P450 61. The transcript has 4 exons. Gene Ontology annotation, molecular function: iron ion binding; oxidoreductase activity, acting on paired donors, with incorporation or reduction of molecular oxygen; monooxygenase activity. The record is from RefSeq and is a predicted model, not a curated record. NCBI's taxonomy places the organism in Eukaryota, Fungi, Ascomycota, Dothideomycetes, Pleosporales, Trematosphaeriaceae. Gene Ontology annotation, biological process: sterol metabolic process. The coding region runs from base 1 to 1605 and encodes 534 amino acids.
AUGGCGGUCAACGCGAGCUUUGUCUCGCCGACGGCAGAUGCGAAGGUCGCGCAUACGAUAGCGCAAUUCGACGCCAAUGGUAUUUUGAAUACGAUGCUGAAUAACCUCAGCGGCUGGAGGCUCGUCCUGACCCUUCUGCUCGGCGCAAUUGUGUACGAUCAGUUCAAGUACAUCUGGAACAAGGGUUCAAUCGUCGGCCCUGCAUGGAAAGCACCCUUCAUUGGACCCUUUCUGGAUUCUAUGAAUCCCAAAUUCAACAAGUAUCACGCGAAAUGGUCCUCCGGUCCGCUGAGCUGCGUGUCCGUGUUCCACAAGUUCGUCGUUAUCGCUUCCACCCGUGACAUGGCUCGCAAGAUAUUCAACUCCCCUGCGUUCGUCAAGCCCUGCGUCGUCGAUGCCGCCUAUAAGCUCCUCCGCCCCAAUAAUUGGGUCUUCCUGGACGGCAAAGCCCAUGUUGACUACCGCAAAGGUCUGAACGGCCUGUUCACUCGUCAAGCACUCGAGCAGUAUCUCCCCGGCCAGGAAGAGAUCUACAACCGGUACUUCAAGAAAUUCGUGCAUAUCUCUCAGGUGGAGAAUAACGGCAAACCGGUUCCGUUCAUGUCGGAGUUCCGCGAGCUGAUGACCGCGUUGAGCUGCCGGACUUUUGUAGGCCACUAUAUGUCCGAGGAGACGGUGAAAAGGAUCGCGGACGACUACUACACGAUCACUGCUGCGCUUGAGCUGGUCAACUUCCCGAUCAUUCUGCCUUUCACGAAGAGCUGGUACGGCAAGAAAUGCGCAGAUAUGGUCAUCGAAGAGUUCGCUAAAUGCGCUGCAAAGAGCAAGAUUCGUAUGGUUGCCGGGGGCGAGAAGGAGUGUAUCCUCGACUUCUGGGUUGCUUCCAUGUUUGAAUCCGAGAACUACCGCAAGAGGGUGGCUGCCGGCGAAGACGUUCCUACUUCCGAGAAGCCCUCCAUGCUCAUCCGCAUCUUUAGCGACGUUGAGAUCUCCAUGACCUUGCUUACUUUCCUCUUCGCUUCCCAGGAUGCCACUUCUUCGGCCUGUACGUGGCUAUUCCAGAUUAUGGCCGAUCGCCCCGAAUUCUUGGACAAGGUUCGCGCCGAAAACCUUGCUGCCAGGGACGGCGAUAUCAAUGCCCCGAUCAGCCUGGAUGCGAUCGAAAAGCUGACCUGGACCCGCGCUGUCGUUAAGGAGACCCUACGCUACCGCCCACCCGUCAUCAUGGUUCCGUACGUGGCGAAGAAAGACUUCCCCAUCACCGAUAGCUACACUGCUCCCAAAGGCUCCAUGGUUAUCCCAACGACUUACAUGGCGCUACACGAUCCCGAAGCGUAUCCCAACCCCGAAUCCUUCGAGCCAGAGCGAUGGAUUUCCGGCGAUGCUGAUAAACAGGUCAAGAAUUGGCUUGUAUUCGGAACCGGACCGCACUACUGCAUUGGGCAAACAUAUGCCCAGGCUAAUUUGAUGCUCCUGAUCGGCAAGGCGAGUAUGAUGCUGGACUGGACGCAUAAGAUUACGCCUAAGAGUGAGGAAAUUAAGGUGUUUGCUACGAUUUUCCCUAUGGACGACUGCUUGCUCACCUUCUCCGAGCGUACCGCCUAA